This is a messenger RNA of Paramuricea clavata, 636 nucleotides long. Lineage: Eukaryota; Metazoa; Cnidaria; Anthozoa; Malacalcyonacea; Plexauridae. The record is from the annotation of a GenBank genome assembly.
AUGGCCGCCGACGAUAAACAAAUUAUUUUGGACACCAAAGUACUGUCUCUGGGGAAGAACGAACUGAUCGAAUUUGCCUUGUCGUUGAAGAUUGAUAAAUCAAAGGUAGAAGGAAAGAGUAAGGUACAAAUAAUUAAAGAGAUUCGUAAUGCACUUGAAGUAAACUUAAGUACUUUUACCGAGGAAGACGAUAAAGUCAACUAUUUAGAUGGGUUAAUUUCUGCCUUAAAUCCCGAGACAAGCGAAACUGGGGCCAAAAUAUCGGAAGAACAAACUGAGAUACAAAAUCUCGAGAAGGAAUUGUCGGAACUCGAAAUAAAACGAAAGGCGAUUGAAGAUAAACUGUCGCAUACGAAGAAAUCUAAAAUUUCUGAAAAUGAAAGUGGAAGUACCACUAAGAUUUCUGCUGAAUCAGCAAAAUCACCUUUGUUUGGGUUGAGUUCUACGAUUCUCCAUCGAGAUUUCAAAAUCCAAGGUAUUAUUGGGCAACCCUCCCAAAAAGAUAAGUUGGGCUACCAAGCUUUGAUGUCUCAGAUAGAGACGGGUAAAGAUAAAGGCUAUUCAGACAAAGAAAUUAUGACCGCUGUUAUUCGGGCUGUGCAACCGGGGAUGCAACUUAGAAGUUAUCUUGAAAGU